AGUGCGCGCGACGUGGUGCUGAUGGGGCUCGCGCUGGACACAGAUACGCGGCUGUAUCGAUGAGGAGGGUGGUGAUGAUGAAGAGUCGAUCGCUCCAUCGAUCUGCGCUGAUCGGGCAGGGUCCGUGGCCCCGCUAAUCAGCUGAUCGAUCCCGGACCGAGCGGCGUGGCGCCACGAGGUGACAAUCAGCGUCACCGAUCACACCUGAUGUGAGGCACGCGGCGUGGCGCGAGAGCAGCUGUGCACGACAAUCAGCUGAGCGGAGCGGGAGGACAUCGGACCGGAUUCUGGACCAUGUGAGCGCGACAGGUUCGAUCCCCGCCCCGCUGGAGGUCACAAGGAAACCCUGCUGGUUAUCCAGGUACGAGGACCUGCACGCGCCGAUGCAUUACCUACACUUUAAGACGCGCACGCGUUCACACACGCAUACAGUAAAGGUCUGUAAAGUUGGUUUGUUUAGGGUCGCGUGCGGCUGCGGCCGGAACAAAGGUGUGUGUAUGUGUGUGUUUAUUUCAGAUGAAAAAAAAUAUUUCAGACAGCCUGCAGCACUCACUGACCAAUAAUCGAUUAUUAAACCUGAGCUUUGAUUGGAGGAUCGACCAGCCUUGUUUUUAUUGUAACCGCUAUCCCCACCCUGCGCCACGUGCCUGCUGCGCGUGUAUGUGUCAACGUGUGCGCGUGUUUAGUGAAGGUUCAUGUAGAGAGAGGAGCAGUCUGUCCAUCAGAGGGAGGAGACCGCUGAGAUCAGCGUCAGGUGAGAAACUCACCUGAGGCCUAUUCUACGAAGCAGGAUUACUGCUUAGCGGGGUAACUUCGAGGGUAAAUUAGGGGUUUCCUGUUCUACGACGCGGGUUCACUUCGUAGUGGGGCAAGUCUCCAUGGCAACGUACGCUGAACGGCUAACCUGGGGCCUAUUCUACGAAGCAAGUUCGACUUAGCGCGGUAGCCAUCGGUUUAGCUAAACGGUCUUAAGACGCUGGUUAUCAACCUCGGAAGUGGAUCCAGCUUUGCUAUGGGCGCGUGCACGCAUGCAAGGCGGAGCCCGUCGCAUCUGACCAAUCGCGAACAUGGACCAGUCUGGAGCGUCAGAGCAGGCCGGAGAGCCUAGGACCGCGGACUUUACAAACGAGGAGCAGGGGACGAUCAUGAGAAAGUAUGAAGAAUUCAAAUCUAUCAUAAACCUCAAAAGCAACACCGUCGCUGCUGCAAAAGCACGGAGGGAAUGCUGGCAGAAAAUUGCUGACAGUCUCAAUGCGUAAAUAUAGUGCGCAAAAAAUCUUUGAUGCCAUUAUCACCCUGAAAUAACACUGUUCAACAUGCGCGUUUAACAUGCACCAGACAUGUCUAAUUCAUUUCCAAGAUAAAAUCAUUCAUCUGUUCAUUCCUAUCGUGUUUACAUUUUUUGUGUGAUAUGUCGGCCAUAUGAGCCUUUCAUGAAGGUGGUCAUCCGGAAAAGUAAGUGGGUCCAUGCGAUCCCUGAAAACUCUUGUGUGCCAGAGUGCUCGUCGGACGAUGCGUGCACCGAGGUCUAUAGGAUCCUCCAAGAACAGACAAGCCAUUUUUCGAGAGAACUCAUUGGUCAGUGGGCGGGGUUUUUAUACUUGGUGAGUUCAAUCUGGAACCUAACCUGCCCCGGAGCAGGUUAGCCGUUCAGCAUACAUUGCCAUGGAGACUCACCUCACUAAGAAGUGAACCCCGAACUUACCCUCGAAGUUACCUCGCUAAGCAGUAAUCCUGCUUCGUAGAAUCUUGGAAAUGAAUUAGACAUGUCUGGUGCAUGUUAAAAGGGCAUAUUGAACAGUGCUAUUUCAGGGUGACAAUGACAUCAAAGAUUUUUUGCACACUAUAUUUACGCAUUGAGACUGUCAGCAAUUUUCUGCCAGCAUCCCUUCCGUGCUUUUGCAGCGGCGAUGGUGUUGCUUUUGAGGUUUAUGAUAGAUUUGAAUUCUUCAUACUUUCUCAUGAUCGUCUCCUGCUCCUCGUUUAUAAAGUACGCAGUCCUUCGCUCUCUGGCCUGCUCUGACUCUUCAGACUGGUCCAUGUUCGCGAUUGGUCAGAUGUGACGGGCUCCGCCUUGCAUGCGUGCAUGCGCUCAUAGCAAAGCUGGAUCCACUUACGAGGUUGAUAACCAGCGCCGUAAGACCGUUUAGCGAGACCGAUGGCUACCGCGGUAAGUUGAGCAAGUUCACUCCAAGGCUACCUCGCUAGGUCGAACUUGCUUCGUAGAAUAGGCCCCCUGUCCUGAGAAGGUGAAACUGACCCUGAUUUUGUUGAAUCAGCUCCAGUCUGUCAGUGAACAGAGAGAGAGAGCAGCCAAUCAGGGAGCGGACUUGGGUCACAUGAUUGUGUUGAUCCAUUAUUAAUAUUUAUUGGCUCUUCCUCCUGGUGACACAAAGACAAAGUAGAAGCUCUCAGUUCACUGUAGAUGUAAAACCUGUAGAUGUUGUUCAGCAUUAGUUGAGUCUUAGAGAUAUUUGGGGUGCUGGAUUUGGACUCUUGGGAGAGGAGGAUGCAGCAUCUAUGAUUUACAAUUCUUUGUUUAAAGGACUCCAGUUGUCCUUUCCAUGCAGUGAAUCCCACUCAAGAGUCCUGUCUGAUUAUCCCCAGACCAUCAGAAAUGCUGGAUUUGGACUAGGUGGUUCCUCUAUUAGAAAUUUGGACAUAAUUUCCUGUGUAGAUCUGCCCUGAUUGGCUGCUCUCUGCACUCAGCAUACCUGUACUGUUGGUCACGCAGUGGUUUCUGUAUGUUUGCUGCAUGAAGCUCAGAGUGUGUCGGAUAAAAAGCAGGUGGCGUCUGUGCAGGUAGAAAAAGCUGGUUCUUUAGUUGACCUGGUCAGUGUAGGAAGAGAGACCUUCACUCCUGAAGAUAGUCAUGAUUUACUAACUUUAUCGUCCCUUCUCCUGGAUUUCUCCUGUCUCUGGUCUCAGCUGUUUUACUUGUUAGUUUUCUGGCAGCAGCAGACUCAUCAGCUGGUAUCUGAGGUGUUUAAUGUCAAACCCUAACCUUGGCAGUGAUUUUAAAUCAGGUCUUGGCUGUUUGGAUAACGACUUAAACUUUAAGUCUAACCUGAUAUUUAACCCAAACUGUCAGCCUCCUUUUCAAAAUAUAAUAACAAAAUCAGCGAUAACUUUAAACCACUUGGAAAUUCAAAAAGUCAAAAAGAUAAAUUUAAAGGCAAUCUAAGAUUAUAAAGAAAUCCAAUAGAUUAGUUCAAAAGAUCAGAACAGGAUAUUAAAAAUACAAAAAAAAUAUUUUUAAAGAGUAAAUACAUGAGGACAAAGUUGAAAUCAGGUUUAAAAGGUCAAAAUAUGACUUCAAUUUAAAAUUGGAAUUUAAAGGAUUAAAUGGCAUAAAUCUAAAUACUGAGUUGAAAAAAUCAAAGCAGAAUCCAAUCCACUUUAUUUCUAAAUCACAUUUUAAAAACAUUCAAGUCUACCAAAGAGCUGCACAGUAAAAGAACAGACAAUGCUGUAAACAUCAAGAUGAAAUAAAUAAAAGCAGGUAAAAAAAACAUUUAAAAUGAAAUAAAAACACAAAAGCAUAAAAGAAAAAGAAAUAAAAGUGGUAAAAGGACAGAGAUCACACAACUGUCAUGCUGAACUAAAAGAAAAGGAAUAAAAUUUAGUUUUAAGACGUUAUUUAAAAGUAGAAAGAGUCGGGAUGUUUUCAUCUUGAAAACAAGAAAGCUUGGUCGCCACAGGUUUUUAAACAAAAUAAAUAGUCAAAUCAUGUUUGACUUUUAAUCUUGAGAUGCAAAAUUGGAAAUACGGAUAAAACACAAUUUUUCCCCACAUUCUUGACUAUUUAUCAAAUCUUCCUUACUCUUUAAUUUCCCAGAUUUUCGUGGUUUAUUAAGGAUAUUUUAAAUAAUGGUGCUAAAGUUUACAUUGUUAUACUGGAGGAAAUCUGCAGACUUCAUACUGGUGGGCCAAUAAUAAUACAAAUAUAAGACGAUCUUGUGGGCCAGAUUUAAUUAUUCCAUCAACCAGAUUUGGCCCCCGGACCUUGAGUUUGACACCUGUGGUGUAGGUGGUGUAACACUGAAAUUUCACAGGCACAAAUUUUAAAGACAAAGACGAUCUCAUCACCAGACUCAUGACUUCCUCAUUCCAGUCGAUUUCAUAACGGAUCAAAAACUCCUCACUGGAGCUUUAAGGAAUGAUGACCUGCUGAUGCAGGAGCGGAGCUAGACCUUUAGGACCGGGGUGGCCAAACUGGUGCACAAAGUAAACAUGCAGGUAUAAAUGAAAAACAAUGACUUCUCCUCUCUUUCUGAUCAUUUCUACUUUAAUUACCUAUGUUUAAUUUUAUGUCAUUUUAAUCGUUUAGAUUUCAAUUCUAAAUUUUAAGUCAUAUUUUGACCAUUCAAACUUGAUUUCAACAUUCUCCUCAUGUUUUUGCUCUUUAAAAGCAUUUUUUUCUAUUUUUAAUAUUGUGUUCUGAUCUUUUGAACUAAUCUAUUGGAAUUUUUUUUUAGAUCUCAAAUUGCCUUUUAAUUUUUGUUUUUAGUUUUUGAAUUUCCAAGUGGUUUUUAAUCAUCGCUGAUUUUGUUAUGUAUAUUUUGAAAAGGAGGCUGACAGUUUGGGUUAAAUGUCAGGUUAGACUUACAUGCAGGUAUAAAUGAAAAACACCAACGUCUCCUCUCUUUCUGAUCAUUUCUACUUUUGCCAGGAGGAGUAUUUAUACGAUUCUGAACCUGCAAAAGAAAACAGAUCAUGAUUUUAUCAAUAUUUGUCCUUCGAAAUGACUCUGAUCUAUUUAAACAGUCUUUAUUUUCCCUUUUCAGUGUCAGAAUUAAGGAGGGUUCAACUCUUGGUUUAAAAACCAUAUUAAGUCACAUGCAGGACAAAACCACCAAAGAGAAAAGAGGUACUUCUUUGUCCACAGGGGGCGCCAAAUCAACACAAACUAAAGUUGUACACAAUUGUUAAUAAUUGAUUUUAACCAAAGUACCUCCUCUGAAGGCCAGAAAGCCAACUGUCCAGGGUUUGGGGGGGCUUGGUAGAUCUUUUAGGGGUGGGGGUCAUAACCACCCCCCCCCAGGAUCCGCCCGUGUCUGCGGUCAGGUGCUCCAGUGUGUCUGUGAAAUCUUUAAAUCCUUCUCUUUCUACAUCUCAGUGUUUAUUCUCUGAGUGGGAGAAACUACAGUACCCAUGAGCCUCAGGAGCUGUUGCUAUGGAGACACCUCCAUGCAGAGCAGUGACAUCACAGUGACAUCACACUCAGACAAACCUCUGACUCCUCAGCUGCUCGGCAACAGAGCCUGCCACAGUCCGAUUGGACGAGCUGGCAGCACGGCAUUCUGGGACUCAUAGUGUGAGUACUCUCAGUGUUCCAGCACCUCCUCUGGUUUAUCACCAGGUGGGUUGGAUCCUGUCUGUGACUCCACCCAUUCUGCUGUGAUGUCACUGUGAUGUCACCAAUCAGCACGCCAAGCAUCAGUCUGAGAGUGGACACACACACACAUACACACACACACAUACACACACACAUUCUCUCAUGCAAGCACGCACACAUACACACACACACACAUACACAACACCCUGGGGUUGAAAGGUUAUUGGUUGCUUCCCUGAAGCUCUCAGCCAAUCAGAUGCAAGGAUUCCGAGUUGGGAUUUCUACAUUGUUGCCAUGCGGAGAAUCUGCAGCAUGACCUACAUUUAUCUCCCUCCUCUCUAUCACGCACACACACACACACACACACACACACCAUCUGAUUCUGCACACAGAAAACACAUGAGAAAGAAGCUGCCCGUGUGCCUAUCAGCUAAAAUCACACACACACACAGCGCUGCGUGUGUGUGUGUGUGUGUGUGUGCGUGUGCUGCAGGACCUGGAUCUUUUCUGGAUGUGGCAAACAGAAACCGUCGGAUCAGAACACCUGCUGCAGCGGCGUCACCUCAUGUUUGACGUUAGACGUUUUAUAUUGAUAAUCAAUCAAUACAAACUCAUUAAAAAUAUUGAUAUAGAUGUUUUUUUAUGAUCAGCUGAUGGGCCUCAGACCAGAGACACUUGAUCCAAACUGACAGCUCUGAGGCUGCAUCCAUGAGUCCCACACGUGGACUUCAUUCUUGAAUCUUCUGCUGAGUUUCCACCAAACUCUAUGGUCCGGUUUGGUUUAGUGGAUCUGAUCUUGCUCACAUUUCCCCAGCAGUCUGAUCCCUGAUCCGGUUCUUCAUGCAGGUUGUUUGUUGACUGCAUGAAGGCCUCAGAACUGCUCGAUUUUUGGGGUGAACCACUGCAACAUGGCACCCAGAGUGAGGGAGAAACUACGAUUUAAUCAAAAUAAUCUGAAUAUUAGAGAGAGCUUCAUCAUCAGACCUGAUGUGUGUGUGUGUGUGUGUGUGUGUGUGUGUGUGUGUGUGUGUGUGUGUGUGUGUGUGUGUGUGUGUGUGUGUGUGUGUGUGUGUGUGUGUGUGUGUGAGUGAGUGUGUGAGUGUGUGUGUGUGUGUCAAAUUUAAUACUGUAACCUCAGGAUGGCCUUCUUAUCCCCCCCUCCCCUGUUUAUGCCUUUUUUUUUUGUUAAUUUGAAUGUUCUUUAUUGACACACUGCGCAGAGACAGACAGACAACAGGAGGGAGCCAAUCAGAGAGCAGGAGGAGGAGCAGACCUCCAAUCAGUCUGCGGAUGAUAAUAACCUCGUAUUGCAUUAUUCAAAAAAAAAAAAAUGUAAGUUUACACACGGUGACAUCUUAAAGAGGCAGUAAUUUAUGAGAAAAUAUAAAGAAAGUGUCCAACAGCUGACUAUGAUGCAGUCCAAACUCCUCCUCCAAACGCCUUAGACAAGGAAAACAGCCAAUCAGAUGAAAAACCUCUGAAUUGAAGGCCAAUUUCAUUUGUCAGAAGGAACCCAGACAAUACAAGAACCCUAAACAUAAAAUGAGCCCAUGAAGACCAAAAUAAAACCAUAAAAUAGGUAAGAAAAAAGAAAUGUAAUAAAAAAGGGGGUAGAAAGCAGAAAAUAGGAUAGUCAAUACAAAAGAGGAUAUUGAUAAUGAUAAUAAAAUUAUAUGUAAAUAAUAAUAAUAGUAAUAUUAAUGAUAAAAUAGAAUACUAAAAAUGAGCAGGAAAAAAGAAUAAACUCAAUAAAGGGCCGAAAAGGUAAAAUAAAAAAAGACUACAAGUAAAACAAAGGCUAAAAGGAUAGCAAGUGGAAAUAAGAUAAAAGAGGUAAAAGAGAAAAGACGACAUCACAUAACAGCAAAUCUGCAAACGUGAGUUUUUAGAUUUGAACUAAAAGAAGCGACUGUCUCUGCUGUACGCCUUAUCUCCUCCGGCAGAUCAUUCCAAAGUUGAGGAGCGCUGAUGGAAAAAGAUCUAUCACCUUUAAUUUUGAGUCUCGACUUUGGAACGGCAAGGAGGCCUUCGCUAGAGGAUCUGAGGCUGAGAGUUGGCUCAUGGUAAAAGUCCUUUGAGUGCUUUAAACUCAGGAGUAAUGUGAUGCUGUUGACUAAAACCAGUUAAAAGCCGAGUUGCUGCGUUCUGAACUAGUUCGAGGCGGGAGAGUGAUUUCUUAUUUAGACCAGGGAGGAGGUUAAAUUACCAAGUGAGUAAAGUAAAUUAUUUUUGCAGUUAGUAAAUUACUUACUGCCAAAAUAAAAAGAUGCGAAUAAAAAAGGCAGAAAGAAAGUGACCUGAUGGGGAACUAUAAUGAAAAAAAGGCGAGGGGUCAGCGUACUUAUUUUUAUGAGUAAAGCUUCUAAACUUGAUUGUCCUCUCGUAGGUGGUCUUUUGUGGCGUAGUGGGUUUCCUGUGUUAGCCAAAGCUCACACUACACUGCCUUUUUUUUUCAAUCAAUCAAUCAAACUUUAUUUAUAAAGCACUUUUCCAACAGGAAUAUGACUCAAAGUUAAAAACAAAAACAAAACACUAUCCCAGAUGCCCCCUCAGUUUUGUCCUGGUUAAGCGCGAGAAAGUUCUCUGCCAUCCAGGAUUUGAUAUCUAAAAUGCAGUCAAAAAGAGCAUCCAUUGGCCUGGUGUCAUCAGGAGACACAGAGAUGUAGAGCUGCGUAUCAUCAGCAUAGCUGUGGAAGUUGAUUCCAUGUCUUUUAUUUGCACCAGUGGAGGUUCUCGGCCACCGUAGAAUUGUGUAUCAGCUUUAUUGUAAAUAAAAACUUGUUAAGUUUAAUUAAAACAGAAUAGGCUAAAAAAGAGAGCAUAAAUCAGCAGUCAAAUUUAGAGAUCAACAAAAACCUCUGAGCGAAACACAGAGGCCCUCAUUUAUCAAGCUUGUUCAGAUCUGAGCGCAGGAUUCAUGGUACGAUAGGACACGAUUAAGAUUUAUGAAAGGGUUUGUAUCUUAUCAAUCCCAGCGUAUGUAUGAUCGGGUCUUGAUAAAUGCGUCGGCUGAAAUCGAUUGUCAUUAACAUGUUCACGCUCUUAAAUAUUUGUGGUUCAGAAGCCCCGCCCACUGAGGUCAAACAUGAAAGAGGAGAAAUAUUAGAAAGAUGUGAAACCUUUUCCGAGCUGAAAGUGGAUAUCCUCACAUCUGUGGUGAAAACUAACAAGGAUUUUCUCUUUGGAAGCAUCAAAACUGGUAUAAAAGCAGUCCAGGAAACUCCUGUCUGGAGCAGGAUUAUGGUGGAGGUGAACAGCACUGCCGCGGAAUAGCGGACAGUGGCUGAAGUUUGAAUAAAUCAUCGGUCAAUAAGUUGCUCAUGAUGAUAAAUUAACAUCUCAUACAUGCCUCAUAUUUUUUUUAUCGCCAUGACAUAGGGUACGUUGCUCCUAUUAUUGAAAGUAUUUAGUUUUAAUUUGUUGUGUCUUUGUAAUGUAGAGCAGACUGGAGAGUCUGACAGAGGCUGAACAAAAAUAAUUAUUAAUGUCACCAAACGGUGUGUUGCUGCUCCUGAGGCACAUUUUUAUGGAUUUUUAUCACUGAUUAAAUAGCAAGAGCACUUUCUAAACUUAUAUUUCACAUGUCAGAAUCCAUCGAUAAGGUCCUGUCUCCUCUGUACAGCACCUUUGUGGUUGGUUUCUACUGUCUGAUAUUGUAGCACGCUAACUUUGUUUGGGCUCGUAUUGGACACAGGGUAGCAGCGUCUGCCUCACAAUCAAUCAGGUUAGAGGAGGUGGAGAACGGCUUUGUUUACAGUCAGAAAGAGCGGGCAGCUCAAAAAAAUUUAAAAUUUUGACUAUACAGACAUAACAAAACACAGGGAUAUCGAUAUAUUCCCAAAUGUCAUCAAUAAAUAAUAACUAUUGACUGAUAUUAAAAGAUUUUUGUAAAUAAACCACAAAAAAAGGUGCUUCUUUAACGGAUUCCUGCCUUCCCCACCUUUAACUACAUUUCCCAUAAACUACCUGUCCCCCAUGAAUCACUACAUGGACUUAAAAAAAAAAAAAAAAAGAAACAAAUUCCAUGAACCUAUUUUCUCAGUCCACUAAAGAUCCAUCCUGAAAACUACAAGUCCCAUAAAAACCCUGACAAUCAUUAAAUCCGUUUUUCUUUCUUACAAGACUCGAUUAUGAGACCUCAUGUUUUUGGGACCUGGAGUUUAUGGGGUGAGACGGGUGUUGUGUCGUUCAUGAGCGUUUCGUUCAAAAGAACUGCUGAGUGAACAAAGUGAACUGAACCACUCUGAGACCUGAUUUGUUCCUUUCUCAGUUCAGCUAAGCUCAGCCGCGAGCCUGGCGUGCUGGUCGGGAGUGGAACUGCUGCCUUUGACUCUUUGGCAAACGACACACAGCAAACCAGUGAGCGAGCGGGAAGAGUCUCGUGAUUUGCUCACAGCGAAUAGACGAUAUGUAUCAGUCAGAGUGUGAACGAAACAAACGACUUUCGAACGACUUGACUGAGGCUAAGAUAAAACAGGUCAUUAUAGCGCCUUUACAUUAAUACACGUGUAUAAACUUUCCUGUGAGAAGGAUUUAAUAUCAGCCGACUUAAAGAAAUACACUAUUUGAUGGAUGUAAAAGUAUCAGAAUCCCCGCUACAGCUGCCAUGUUUAGUUAUUUUCAAUCUCUCCACUCACCGCUGUGUCACUCACUGGUGUACUGCACCGACAGGACGGCGCUCUGAUGCACUGACUGAUUCAGUGAACGAAUCUUUUGAACAAAUCAUUUUAAUGAAAGGACUCUAAAGAUUCAGUCAAAAGAACUGAUCUUCACAUCACUAGGUGAGACUUUUAGUUCAGAUAUGUUGUUUAUACACUUGAAGAUUAUGAGAGCUGUUGUUCAUGGGACUUGUAGUUUAUGAAAUCAUACCAUCGUAUCAUUUAACGCGUACAUUUGGUCACCAGAACCACCAAUCACAGAUCUCCAUGUUCUCAGGGCCGCUGACCUGGAGGAGACUUCAGUGUUUUCUGUCCAUACAGGUGAGCACACCUGAUUUUCCUUAUAUGGGACCUUUAAAGAAUCACAGAAUGGUGGCGCUGUUUCCCCUCUGAGUUCUUCACCACGUUUCACAGCUCCGGUUUUACAGACCGCUCCUCUCCCCCACUCUCUGGGGCCUGUUCUACGAAGCAAGUCUUGCUAGCCAGCGGUCUUGCUAAACGGUCUUACGACGCUGGUUAUCAACCUCAUAAGUGGAUCCAGCUUUGCUAUGAGCGCGUGCACGCAUGUAAGGUGGAGCCCGCCGCAUCUGACCAAUCGUGAACAUGGACCAGUCUGGAGCGUCAGAGCCGGAAGGAGAGCGAAAGACUGUGUACUUUACAAACGAGGAGCAGGAGACGAUCAUGAGAAAGUAUGAAGAAUUCAAAUCUAUCAUAAACCUCAAAAGCAACACCGUCGCCGCUGCAAAAGUACGGAGGGAAUGCUGGCAGAAAAUUGCAGACAGUCUCAAUGCAUAAAUAUAGUGCGCAAAAAAUCUUUGAUGCCAUUAUCACCCUGAAAUAGCACUGUUCAACAUGCGCUUUUAACAUGCACCAAACAUGUCUGAUUCAUUUCCAAGAUGAAUUCAUUCAUCUGUUCAUUCCUAUCGUGUUCACAUUUUUUGUGUGAUAUGUCUGCCAUAUGAGCCUUUCAUGAAGGUGGUCAUCCGGAAAAGUAAGUGGGUCUGUUUGGUCCCGGGAAAAUCUUGCGCGCCGGAGUGCUCCUGGGACAAUGCGAGGUCUAAAGGAUCCCCCAAGAAUGGACAAGCCAUUUUUUGAGAGAGCUCAUUGGUCAGUGGGCGGGGUUUUUAUACUCUGUGAGUUCAAUCUGGAACCCAACCUGCCCCGGAGCAGGUUAGCCGUUCAGCAUACGUUGCCAUGGAGACUCGCCUCGCUAAGAAGUGAACCCGCGUCGUAGAACAGGAAUCCCAGAACUUACCCUCAAAGUUACCUCACUAAGCAGUCAUCCUGCUUCGUAGAACAGGCCCCUGGUGUCUUUACCCAAAGUUCCCUGCUGAUGUGACAACAGGAGGGUGUGAAUGACAAUAAAGUGUGUGUGUGGGUGUGUGUUGGGGGGGCUUUGUUGUGCUAACAUUGGGGUGUAAGGAGUUAGAUUUAAGAUGAUGCUGUAUGUCAGUGGUUCUCAAACUUUUUUUGUCAUUCCCCCCUACCCCAACAAAAUUACGACAAAAUAGGCCAUGUAUAACUUUAUUGACAUAACAUUCCAUCUGCUGUGUUUCUCAAAACUAGAAAACAAACGUGCAUUCAUGUUGCAAGAACAAUAAUAAUCAAACAAUAUCAAGUUGAGUAAGUACAAAAAAUCCUGUGAAUCCAAGAGCAAGAUAGCAAGAUAGCUUCAUAUUUCCUUGACUUGGCUUUUUGUUGGUUUGGCCUACCGUCAUCUAGGCAUGCUGUAUUGCUGGCUUCAGCUUUUCUUUUCAUCCCUGUCAAAUAUCUCUCCAUUCUGUACUUCUAUAUACAAUUUAUUAUUAUGAUCUGAACACAGUUGCUGGUUGUUACGGUGAUAGGUGAAAGCGCGGGUUGUCCGCCGCUAAAAAAAUUCUGACGUCCAAACAUUGGUUCUGCAGCACGGACUCUGCACAACGCGAAACGGAGCAGCUUCAGCUCCUCUCAGAGCUCUCCACAGCGAGAGGAGCGGAGCAGCUGCUGGCAUAGCAUGGUGUAGCACCGUUAUCACACCACUAACUGCGCCACUGGACCAGUUCUAGGCUGUAAGGAGUGGGGAGCAAGAGUAAUAACACCAGAGACCGUUGCUUUAAGUAGAAAAGGCCGGUAAUUUACUGAAUACAAACACACAUAUAAAACACAGUAUAUGAAACCAAAAAUACCCUGCAGGUUUUCAAUGAUGAGGUAAGUAUAAAUGAGAGGAAAAAAAAAAUAUGUCACUCUUCCUUUUUGUUCUUUAGUUCACCUAGUUUAUUUUAGUAAAGCUAAUCUAAUUGAAUUAGACCAGUACCUAUUUUAGGAUUUUUUCUUACUAAGUUAACUCUUCUUUCCUUCUUUUACAAGUAAGAAAACACCUUAACCACAAAUAAAUCAAGGUGGACCACAGUUAUUCAAAUCACAUUCAAAAACAUAAACUCAAUAAAAAUAAAAGUAUGACACUUUAAACUUAAGUUCAAGUCCAAAUGUGAAUUCAAGUGUUCAGUUCGCUUCAGUCCAAAAAUAAUAAUUCAAUCAGUUCUCAGUUCAAACUAGUUCCUGGUACUCCUACCACACGCAGGAGAUAUCCUCACGAUGCGAUGAAAAUAUGAGUUCAAGGUCUGGGUCUGGCUCGCCAUCUUGAAUCCCGUCUGUGAAUGUGCAUGCCUGCACAUGGCAGACCAAUCCUCGCUGCGACCGAGCUUCCAACCGUGCAAAAAACCUGACCUGUGUAACAGGCCAUAAACACAAUAAAACUCUUUUUAAAUCCUCAAAUUACAAAAUUAAAUGCUUCACAGUCUCCGAGUUGUAACGUUACUGCUACGGUGUUUUUCAACUCAAAAUGGCAGCGGAGCGGUCUCUUAUCUCACGGCUCCGUCUCCCGUACUAAUUACUGCACAAAUCUUCUAUUUACACAGCUUACACACGCUCUUCUAACAUUAACAGUCUUCAUAAACCCAAAAUAUUAACUGGAUAACAGUUUAUGAUGGAGUAUUUCUUUGUAAACAGUUACGUUUUUAGUGUUAGCUUUCCGCCAGAGAAAAAAAGUACAACACGGUGAAAAUGCAUGAAAAUAAACACAAAACUCACCAAAACCGAUGUGGCUUAGUUCUCAUAAAAUCCCUGUCAGUUCCCGACCAAGUAAGUUAUGGUUUUCAACUGUUUAAUCGACUUUUUCACUGCUUUUUCUGUUAAUUAGUGAUGUGUCCUUCAGUGCCGAGGCUUCGAAGCGUGUGUCGAGUAAUGAAGGGGGCGUUUCCGCGAAGCGCGUAUCGAGGCUUGCUUCGUGUAGGGGUGGAGCCAAAAAUGAUGACGUCCGAAGCCUCGCUACACGGCUGUACCACGUGACUGAUUCAAGAAACGGUUCACGGGUUUGGCGGAUGAUUUAACAGGCAGCGAAACGCAAUGGAGUCCUGCCCCACUCACAAUCCAUAGACUGGAGACUUGUUGAAAAGUUGUUUUUAAAUAUAAAUAAAUAAAUAUAAAUGAAAUGUUUAUGUUUUAUUUGUUGUCCCCGUGACGAAAGUACGAACAACAAACUAAGUAACAGUAGCACAUCCACACCACAACCCUCUCGAUAAUUUAUGUCCUCUUCCCCUUUUUGACACUGGAACUGUGUCUUAAAGACAAACACCAUAUUAAUAACUUCAUCAUUUCUCUAUGUUAUCACAAACACACGGCAUCACAUCCAUUCAUUCAUUGAAUUCAAAGCUUCACGCACCAAAGCCUCGGGGUGUCUUUGGUUUAUCACUCUGCCUGUUUUACAUUUAUUGUCCACUUGAUGGCGCAAUAGAGCAAAUGAAGCACGAUCAUGAAGCUUCGGCCCAGGAGUCGAGUAAUUGGAUGGAAAGCUUCGAUGCUUCAUGAGGCUUCAUCUCGCCAUCACUACUGUUAAUGAAUCACUGCUCGUCUUCUCCGGUUCCUCCUCUGCUCUCUCCCUCAGGUCUCUUGCUGCAGCGUCACUGAGGUGCUGCGUCUGUGUCGCUGGUCCCUUUAAGGGGUAGCGACAUCUUUUUCUGUCAGCAGACUUUUAAUUUUUAAUUAUCGCUGAUGAUUAAUUGACAUUGAAUUAGUCACUUUUAACUUUCAAACUUAUAAAUGCAGCUUUUAUUCAAGUAUUUAUUCUUAUUUAUGUCAUAUUUUAAUAUGGGUUACAUCGGCGUUGGUGGUUAUCUCUGCCCUGGUUUCUGAGCUAGUUCCCACCAUGAAUUAGCACAGCAGAAAGCGUUUUUGUACGCUUUCAGGAGGACAUUGUACAGGAGGGGAUAGCAGCAUACUUAACAGGUGUUAUGCCGUAGAAUGCACCCCCUGCAUCCCCUCCACUUGUUAGCUUCUUAAAGUGGAAGAAAAUGAUCUCAUAUUUAAAAAAAUACGACAAUUUGAUCGUGACAACUUUCGUUCUGUUUUAAUAUGUCUCAAAAAUGCACAUACAGAGGUGUGCUUGGGUAUAUAAACUGUACAGUAAGCUGUCAAGCUAGCGAACAUUAUAUUUUCAGGAUAGCAAAUAUUCCGAAUCAGAGGGCUAUUUUUUCGGCUUAUCUGAAUAGCCUGAAUGGAAUUAUUAAAGGCAGACGCUUUUGAAUUCAUCCAAUGGUAAGGAAAAGUUGAAUUAUUUUCGCCUUGUUAAGUACUUUCAACCGCGCUCCUGUCAGGGGGGCAUUUUACGGCAGAGGUGCAUUCUACGGCACAACACCGACAAGUAUCUCGCCUUGAGCGUCCACCACAACAAACGCUGCUUCUACGCGGUAAAAUAAAGAAACAGGGUUUAGGGCGCUGGACUCCUCCUACUGAUGUGGCGAGUUUAGUAUGGCGCAUGCGUGACGAGCGCAGUGCCUGCACAGGAGGUGCCGCGCUAUCGCGGGUGCACACCAACCUAUUUGUAGCCGGGUGACUCGCGCCCCCCCAGGGAUGGCUCCGCGCCCCCCUAGGGGGGCGGGCCACACACUUUGAGAAACGCUGCUGUAUGUGAUCCAUAGACUGUAUAUAGAAUGGACAGAGUCUGCCUCCUCGAUGGGUGAAGCCACUCUGAGAACAGCACCCUCUGUUGAUGGGCUGCAGUAUAGGUCAUAAAUCCUGCCUCUGCCAGCAAAGCUCAUGGAGCUGUGGACAAACUUUAAAAAUUUAUUACACAGAACAUAAAUUUUUCUCCUCCCUGCUUGUGAUGUUGAAAUGUAGUUAUUGUAAGACUGGUUUGUGCUCAAGUCCUCUUUUUUCUGUGAAGCUCCGUUUUUAAAAGUUAUUAGGGGGUUCGCGUUUGCUAUGAUUGACACCUGAUACAGUCUAUGGGCGUUCAGGGAUUGUGUAGCUCUCCCUGGGGACACGCUGUUUGAGCCGAGCGUCAUCACAGCGAUUCUCUGCGACUGCGCGGCCGAAUGUGCACAUCACUACUGCGCAGCGCUGGUUUCAGGAAAUGAAGAAAAAUCCUGGAAAUACAGAGAGCUUUUCGGCUUCAAAUCCGUAUACAGGCGGGAGGCUGAACCAAGUUGUCUAUAGUAUAUACAGUCUAUGAUGUGAACACACAGGAUGAGGUUUCUUUCAAAAUAAGAGCCCUAAAGGUGAUGAAACGAGACAGUUUGACAUGUUUCCUCAGAGCGGUGUGGGUUAAAUAUUAGAGUGAUGCCCAAAUGAUUAAAAAAACCCCACAAAGAUUAAAUUCCUGACUGCAAAUACAAAUGUGUGUAUGGUGGCUCUGAAGGCAAAAUGCACUUGAAAUUUUAUAACAACAAAAUAGUCAUGAGUGCAAAAAGUCUGUGAUAUAAAACAAAAAUGAUUUGGACCAAAACUGUAAACAUAAAAACAUUUCACACACAACCAUUUCACAUACAAAUUUUUAUGAUACAAAUAUAUUUUUUGUCAGAUUAAAAAAAAUUAGUGUACCCCAAACACAUUUCACAAAGUAAAAGAGAAACAAGCAGAAAAUUAUCAAAAUAAUUCUUUAAACAAAAAAACAAACAUGUCAGUUCACAGAAAAAUACCUUGUUCAGCACAAACUGAAAACAUGACAGAAAAAUGUCACUGUAAGAGUUACACAUAGGAAAAUAUUCUUGCCUUUCAUUUAAUUUAAUUUUUUUAGAUAUUUCUAUAUCGUAGAACAAAUAAAUUUGUGUCUCAUGAGAGUUUUUGUUCCAUAUCAUAACUUUAAUUUUUUUUAAUUAAAUUGUUGUGACAUACAUUUUUUGUGAGGAGCCAUGUAGGUAUUAAAAAGAUCUUAUUUUGACAUGAGGGCCCUUUUGGUUUUAUUGUGAAGAUGUAGAGCGGAAGUGAGUCAUAUGGCUUUAGGUGGUUUGACUGCAGACUGAGCGGAGAGAUACGAGAGGAGAUCAGAGCGAUUUUUUUUCUCUUUUUCAUCUCUUUUCAUCUGACCUUAACACCUGACCUGCCUUUAUUCCGGAUUUAAUCUGUUUUUAAUCCGGUUUGAAUCGGGAUGGUUCUGUUUCUGGUGUGGAUUAUUCCGAUGUGACUCCUCCUGAGCUCUGUGGAUGUUUGCGUGGAGUCUGGAGGUCUGACCAGCUGCUGAGAUGGUCUGAGGUAUUUCAAUGUUUCACUCUCGAUCAGUCAAACCGAGUCAAACUGGUUUAUAGUUCAGGUGUGUAAAGGUGAGGGUGAAGCUGUAGACUGUGUGCAGGUGUGUUACCUGUGUGACAUCAUCAUGUUGGAGCUGUUUGUGGUUCUGAAGGAGGAGCAUUUGAACUCGAUCAAGUUUGUCAUUUAUAUAAUAAAAUACAAAACACUAAUAAAAUAUGAGUGAGGUUAAUAAUUUAAAUUAAACUUUAAUAAUAACAAUAAUUAUUAAAAAAACAUCAGUUUUCCUCUCAUAUUUUCACUGUGAGCUCAGAGUGUGAUGGAGCGACUUAAGUGUGUGUGUGUGUGUGUGUGUGUGUGUGUGUUGGGAGGGGUCAAAGUCUCAGAAACACGUGUUGUUGUUGUUGUCCUGUUGUUGUUGUUGUCCCGUUGUUGUUGUUGUCCCGUUGUUGUUGUUGUCCUGUUGUUGUUGUUGUCCCGUUGUUGUUGUUGUUGUUGUCCUUUUGUUGUUGUUGUCCUGUUGUUGUUGUGGUCUCGUUGUUGUUGUUGUCCUGUUGUUGUUGUUGUUGUUGUUGUCCUGGGGCCUAGUCUACUAAGCGGAUGACUGCUUAGCGAGGUAACUUCGAGGGUAAGUUCGGGGUUUCCUGUUCUACGAUGCGGGUUCACUUCUUAGUGAUGGGAGUCUCCAUGGCAACGUAUGCUGAACGGCUAACCUGCUGCGGGGCAGGUUAGGUUCCAGAUUGAACUCACCGAGUAUAAAAACCCCGCCCACUGACCAAUGAGCUGUCACGAAAAAUGGCUUGUCCGUUCUUGGAGGAUCCUAUACACCUCGGUGCUCGCAUUGUCCAAGGAGCAUUCCGGCGCGCAAGAUUUUCCUGGGACCGCACGGACCCAGUUACUUUUCCGGAUGACCACUUUUAUCAAAAGCUCAUAUGACCUACAUAUCACACAAAAAAUGUAAACAGGAAUGAACAAAUGAAUGAAUUCAUCCUGGAAAUGAAUUAGACAUGUCUGGUGCAUGUUAAAAGUGCAUGUUGAACAGUGCUAUUUCAGGGUGAUAAUGGCAUCAAAGAUUUUUUGCGCACCAUACUUACGCAUUGAGACUGUCGGCAAUUUUCUGCCAGCAUUCCCUCCGUGCUUUUGCAGCAGCGACGGUGUUGCUUUUGAGGUUUAUGAUAGAUUUGAAUUCUUCAUACUUUCUCAUGAUCGUCUCCUGCUCCUCGUUUGUAAAGUACACAGUCUUUAGCUCUCCGGCCUGCUCUGACGCUCCAGACUGGUCCAUGUUCAUGAUUGGUCAGCUGCGGCGGGCUCCACUUACGAGGUUGAUAACCAGCGUUGUAAGACCAUAGACCGUAUAUAAGAUGGACAGAGUCUGCCUCCUCGCUGGGUGAAGCCACUCCGAGAACAGCACCCUCUGAUGGUGGGCUGCAGUACAGGUCAUAAAUCCCGCCUCCGCCAGCAAAGCUUAUGGGACUGUGGACAAACUUUAAAAAUUUAUUACACAGAACAUAAAUUUUUCUCCUCCCUGCUUCUGAUGUUGACAUGUAGUUAUUGUCAGACUAGUUUGUGCCCAAGUCCUUUUUUUUUCUGUACAGCUCCGUUUUUAAAAGUUAUUAGGGGGUUCAUGUUUUCUAUGAUUGACACCUGGUACAGCCAAUGGGCGUUCAGGGAUUGCGUAGCUCUUCCGGGGGAAUACGCUGUUUGAGCCGAGCGUCAUCACAGGGACUCUCGGCAACUGCACGGCCGAAUGCGCGCAUCGCUACUGCGCAGCGCUGGUUUCAAGGAAGUGGAGAAAAACCCGGAAUUACCGAGAGCUUUUUGGCUUCAAAUCAAUAUACAGGUGGAAGGCGGAACCACGGUGUCCAUCUUAUAUACAGUCUAUGUACAGUAUAAGACUGUUAAGCGAGACCGCUGGCUACCGCGCUAAGUUGAACGAGGUAGCUCCAAGGCUACUUUGCUAGGUUGAACUUGCUUCGUAGAAUAGGCCCCUGGAGGUGAGAAAAGGAAACAAGGUAAGGAAGCAAGGAGGCUUCAGCCAGUGGAAGGGAGAGGUUGAAAAACUUUUUUAAAAAAGGAGCUGACACACACACACACACACACACACACACUAACUAUUGAAUAUUUAAACUCAGUAUUUGCAUCUCUUUGUCUGCAGCUGCAUCGUUUUAUUCCCCACUGAGAGUGUGUGUGUGUGUGUGUGUGUGUGUGUGUGUGUGUGUGUGUGUGUGUGUGUGUGUGUGUGUGUGUGUGUGUGUGUGUGUGUGUGUGAUCUUCUGCAAGGUGGACUUACCCCUCUGGUUACCAUGGCAACGGUGUAAGGUUAAAGCCAGGACUAAGGCCGAGCAGGACGGUCUGUUCACACCUGGGUGGAUGGGGGUUAACACCCCUCCCCCCAACACACAGCGCACAAGGCCACACGCACUCACGUUCCUGUUAGUGAGUGUGUGUGAGUGUGUUCACUGCCAGCUGCAGCUUUGCAGACAUGAAUACACACUUUUUAUUGCUGUCGUUCCACAAAUGGUAGGAAUGAGGGUCUUAUCUUCAGUUCAUGAACGCACACACAGAUAAAGAUGAAGCUGAUUAGCUGAUGGAGGUCAGGGUCUGAUCCUCAGUCUGCAGGUCUGAACAUGAGUUAGGAGGAAUGUGGAGGUGGAGGGGGAGAAGGAGUAGGUGGAGGCCAUUUGUGUGAACAUUUGGUGGACACCACAUUGUUUUUGUGUGCAUGCGUGCUUGCGUGUGUGUUUGGACCACACUCCAGCCUCUGAAGCCACAUUCAUACUGGGGUUGGAUCUGUUUCAGCAUCAGUCCAUGUCAGUCUAACUCCUCCCUUUAGAUCUCCAUGAGCUGCGCCUCCUCACAGGGUUCACAACCGACAACUACACAAAAAUACAACACAUCUAAAGGUGGGGUAGUCAGGAUCUGAGGAGGUUCCAGUUUUUAGGAGUCUUGAAUGUAAACUCUACCCCGCCCCCAACCAAUUUUCCCCUCAGCUCCUCCUCUCCCCUCCCUCUCUGCUCCAGCAAGCCCCGCCCACAAACAGACGCUCCUGCUCGCUCGUAUCGUUUCAAUUAAAUUCAGAUAUAAUGCGAUAAAUACUUCAGAUCAUUACAAAUGGGGCCCAGUCAACAUGAAAGUAAAAAGCAUUGGUGCUACUGAAGAUGCCAACAGACUACCAGCAAACACAAUGUUUGCAGGACUUCUACAACUAGGAUAAAGUGACAUAGUCCAGGACCAGAGAUCAACAGUUUUGCGGUGCUACAACACACAGCAGGUCCCACUUGACAAAAAGCACUUCUGUUACAGACACUUGUCUUACUUUGUUAAAGAGAUUUACCUGUCCAGCAGAAAGGUUACCCCCAAUUUCCACUGUAUCCUGAAUGUCUAAGACAAGGUUGUAUCCUCUGAUUGUCGCUGAUCAUAACCAUUCAAGUUAACGUGUCAAUUUCCACCGACUUCUUUCAGUUCCUCUGCGGAUCGCCGGACUCCAAAGCUGAUUGCAAGAGUUCUUUUAUUUUCCGGACACCAGAGCAUGCCGGAUAAAUUCAGCACAGAUUAACCCGUGCUGGAAAGGAAGUCGGGCACAGACACAAAAUAAAACAUCCGGCUUCUUUUCAAAAUAAAACACUCCGUGAUUCAGGAGGAUCGUAUUUUACACCAUGCAAACGGGCGGAGAAGAACAAGUGAAAGGUUUUUAGACGUCAUUUCAUCUUGAGAAGAUGCUGAUUCUAGAAGUCUAGAAUUAGAUUUCCUCCUCUGGGAGGACACAAUCUACUGCGAUCUAUAUGUCAAUGUGGCUGUCUUUAUAGAGACAACUCAUUAUCGCGUGAUUGUACAUGAAUCCUUGGGGUCUUUUGAAUUCUCAUGAUUCCUGCUGUCAGUCAUCCACCAUGAAAUUCGCCUCACAAACAGAUCCGGUAGGAAUUGGCGUGCAGUGAAAAUCCCUGCGCUUCCAGAUGUGGUAAAAAUCCCAGGUUACAGGGUCACGAAGAUCCUGAAGUGUCCCCCAUCAUUUAUGUUGACCUGGCUUUUUAGCUCUUGUCCGCUCUACCUCCGUUUUAAGCGCCGGUUAUUCCGCCCAAGUCUCCGGUAUUUACUUAGUUUUCUUGCUUGUGUCGGCAGUCGUGGCCAAAGGAGGAUUCAGACAAUUUUCCGAACUUUCUGGUUGGUUUCUACUGUCCGAUAUUGUAGCACGCUCUUAGAAGAAUUUCCUUUAGCUGCUUCCAUCAGCCUUUAGGGCGGUGGAGCCAUGUAACUCAGAUAUCAUGGGAUGCGUUGGUGUUGGAUUCCUGGAGCCAGGGGCUUCAGACAACCAUCCUCAACAAAAAACCUUGUACACACUUUUGACAUCACUCAGGUUCCCCAAAUAUGUUAUGCUAUGGUAUUCCCUGAUAUGGGCUCUCCAUAUGUUCAACUAAGACUCCUUAAAAUAUGUUUUCCUUUGUUCUUACCCUACAUCGACUCUCCUUCAGGUCAACUAGAUGCCAGCAGAAUGCUUGGAAACGUGGACGACUAUAUAUACUUGAACAGUCUCAGACCAGUCUUUGUUACACUUGUAGAAAUGAUGAAGCUGUAACCCAGAUCUGCAACCAGUAAAGCUUGUCAAACCGACCAUUCGUGUGGACCUUCCAUUCUUUUAAGUGUGAACAUGGGCUAGGUAUCCUUACGCAGGCUAACUUUGUUUGGGCUCGUGAACGACAAGGGGGAGCAGCGUCUGCCUCACAACCAAUCAGGUCGGGGAGAAAGAGAACGGCUUUGUUUACAGUCAGAAAGAGCGGGCCACUCAAAAAUGUUAAAAUGUUGAUUACACAGAUAUAAGAGAACACAGAGAUAUCGUUAUAUUCCCAAAUAUCAUCAAUAACUAAUAAGUACUGACUGAUAUUAAAAGCUUUUUUGUAAAUACACCACAAAAAAAGAUGCUUCUUUAAUGGAUUCCUGCCUAACCCACCUUUAAUGUACAUGACUCAGCUACCAGGUGCCCUGUUCAGACCUGGUUUGAUCAUGUGGUUCAGUCAUGUGAUCACAGGUGUGUCCACAUACAGAGCUGUUCUGGGACAUAUUUGUCCAUGUGGUCGUAGCAGUGUUGAUGCUCAUGUGUUUUCUGGGCAGUGAUAAGGACCGCCCUCUCCCCACGACCUGGAGUAACAGCCCACAUUCCCUUGAAUACGUCUGAUUAUAUGUUCCCCCGCUCCUCCUUCCUGUUUCUGUUCUGUUACUGAGAACAGUUUUACAUCAGCCCUCAUCCUUACGACAAGCUCUCUCUGGUUUCCUGGUUUUCAUCCCUCAUUUCCUGCUUCCUGUUUCCUCUUGGGCCGCACUUCCUGUUCUCAGGGUCGUACAGUCAGAGGCCACCGUCACAGAGCGGUGGUCAAAGGUCGCCAGUCUGCAGCGGGGCUCGGUUAUGUAACUGUUUUUGUUAAUAUUUUGGGUAAAUGUUGUCUCCUCCAGCCAGCGGGAGGCACUGUACCAGCUGACUCCCUGCAGCCAAUCACAGAGCAGCAUUUGGCCUCCGUGUGUUGUGUUUACAGACGCAGAUAAUGUCAUGUCUACAGAUAACACUCUGUUAUGUAUACAGAUAAAGGUGUGUGUGAGUGUGAUCCCUUGGAUGGGUCUUACAUCGUAUUUAAUUUUUCUUGAACCAUCACUCAGAACAAUGUCUUUGCCCAACAGCGCCACCACCUGGAUGCAUAAAAACAAUCAUACAUAUACAGUAUAUAGAUAUAUUUGUCAUAAAUAAUUGGUAUUCAAUUUGUCCGUCUCUUCUUCUCUCCAGGUGACUGACUGAGGACUGGUUAACCCCCCCGUAGGCCGACCCAGGAACUGCGUCUCCGGCUCACUGCUGUCAACAGGAAGCUGAAGCUAACUGCAAACCGUGGUCGCUGCGGGCCGCUGGUUGGUGUUUAGGUGUUGGAUGGCCAAAGGAGUGAACUACUGGAGCUCUUAUGAACCCAGUUACAAGGUGAGAAGCUAAUUGGUCUGUUGGUUCAUGGUUGGUUUGGUUAGAAGGUCGGUAGAUUAGUUAGUUGAUUGGUUAUUGGAUCAUUGAUUAGUGUGUUUAUUGGUCAGAUGGUUGUUCGUUGGUUUGGGUGGUGAGCUGAGCUUGUUAUGCUGAUUCGUUAAUUGGUAAAUCGAUUAUUGGUUUGGUUUGUCUGGCUGUUACUUGUUUACUGAUACGUUUGCAUGGCUUGCAGACUGGUUGUUUUAUUGAUUAGUGAAUUGAUUGGUUAUUUUGCUAAUAAGUUAGUUGGUAAUCUCCUUAGUUGGUUUUUCGGUUGUUUAUUAAUUGGUUGGUUUGUUGGUUGAUUACUCGGUAAUAAAGUUAAUUGAUGGGUUUGUUGGUUGGUUAGUCAGUGAGAUUGUUCAUUGAUUGGUUGGUGAACUGGAUGGUUGUUUGGUUAGUUAGCUUGUUAGUUUGUUAGACUGGUCAGGUUGUUUGUUGGUUGUUGUGUUGAUGUUUUUUAGACUGGUUUAUGGAUUAACUUUUCAGUUUGACUAAUUGGUUCAUGGUCUGUCGGUUCAUGGUUGGCUUGGUUAGAAGGUCAGUAGAUCAGUUAGUUGAUUGGUCAUUGGUUCAAUGAUUAGUGUGUUUAUUGGUUAGUAUGUUAGACGGUUAGCCGAGCUUGUUAUGUUGAUUCGUUAAUUGGUAAAUUGAUUAUUGGUUUGGUUUGUCUGGCUGUUACUUGUUUACUGAUAAGGUUGCAUGGCUUGCAGACUGGUUGUUUUGUUGAUUAUUGAUUGGUUGUUUUGCUGGUUGGUUAAACUUGUUGGUUUGUUGAUUGAUAAGUUAGUUGGUAAUCUUCUUGGUUGGUUUGUCCAGUUGUUUAUUGAUUGGUUGGUUUGUUGGUUGAUUACUUAGUUAGUAAUAAAGUUGAUUGAUAAGUUAAUUUGUGGGUUUGUUGGUCGGUUAGUCAGUGAGGUUGUUCAUUGAUUGGUUGGUGAACAGUUUUGUAUAUUCAUUAGUUGUUUGGUUAGUUAACUUGUUAGUUUGUUAGACCUGUCAGGUUAUCUGGUUGUUGUGUUGAUGUUUUUUGAGACUGGUUUAUGGGUUAACUUACCAGUUUGACUUCUUAUUGGUUGGUUUGUAGGUUAAUUGGUUGGUUUGAUAAUUGACUUGGUUGUUAGUUGGUUUAUAGGUUGAUCUAGUUUUUGGCUGCUUGAUGAAUUUCUUUGAUGGUUGGUUGGGAGUUUAACGUUGUUAGGUAGUUGUUUUAUUUGUAUGUUUGGCAGUUUGUGGAUUAAGUGGUUAGUUAGUUGAUUAUUUAGUUAGUUAGUUAGUGGGUUGGUUGACUAAUUAAUUGGGCUGUUGGCUGAUUUCUUUAAUAGUUUGUUUAUUUGACGUUUAUCAGAUAAAUUUUGAGGAUGAAUUUGUUGAGUACUGUGCUGUUUAGUUAGUUGGUUGGUUAACGAGUCAAUUCAGUGGUUUGAGGAUAAAAUAAAAGUGUGUGUGUGUGAGAGAAAGAGAUUUUCUUUCAAUCUCUUUUCUAACUGCAGAGGGAUCAGGACUUUAAACAGUUUAUAUCCUGUCAUAUUUUGAUUUAUUGAUCAGAUUUAGCCGUCGCCAUGCUCUCUGUUGCUAUGGUAACCAUAGCUGUCUGUAGCUACAGCGAUUAAGGAAGACUGUCCCCUCAGUGUCCUGAUGGGGCUGAUAUUGUUGCUUCUUGUGAAAGAUCUGAGCAGUUCAGACUUUGUGAUGUCUCUAUAAAUAAUCUGAAUGUUUCAGGAUUAAAUAAAUAUUCAGAUCAUUUGUUUAGAAAAAAAAGAAUUAAUCUGAAUAUUGAUCCAAAGAUAGAUUAUGAGCUGAAAGCCUCCGAGCCUGGGCACAGGAUUACUGUGACACAGACUGUGGAAGCGGGACGAUGACACACACUUGGUGUAAUGUUGCUUGAAUGUGUGUUGUGCUGCUUGAAUGCGUCUUUCUGAAGUGUUUUUGUGCUCUAGUGUGAGUUGUUUACAUCGCGUUGCCAUGGCAACACGUAGCCGGCGAGUCACUGAGAAACCGAAGUUAUUGAGUGCAGAUUUGCGAGGUCCGUCAGCUGUUCAGUUCUAAGCUCCUCUCCUUUCCUCCGUUUUCAUCCCUCUAGUCCAUGCAACGUCUGUAAGUGUUCAUACGUUGUUGUAUUAAGAUGAAGGUUGUUUAAGUGUAAUUAAGUUGUUAAAUCGGCUAUGGCGCUAAUCGUUAAUGCUACACGAAGUUAGCUUCAUGUUUUUCGUUGCUAGGGGCAUUCUAGCUCGUUUGUGAUUAUAUCGGCUAAAGCUAAUGUAGCUUAGCUCUACUGCUUGUUUGUGUGUAAGCUGUAACUCAUUGUUUUAUAUGUUACUGUAUCAUUUCAGUUUCACAAGAUUCCUCAGUAAACUUGAAGAGGUGAAUCAACUGCGUCUGAGAGUUUAUUGGGGAGUGUUUAUACUGCUUGGAAGUAGCCCAUGACACUUGGAUUAAUAAUCUCCAUCAGAGGUGGAGCUGUUCUGAGGUUAACCACGAUGACCUUAAACACCUGAGUGUGUCCGCAGGUGAGAGAGUGCGUGUGGGGGGACGAUCAGGAGUCCAGCAGUGAGGAAGGAGGAGGCGGGGUCACAUGGGAAACACAAGCCAUGGAGGUCAAAGGUCAACUCAUCUCAGCACCUGGUAAGAAAUGAUUAGAAUAAAGCCCUCAUAAGCCCCGCCCUCCCUUAGUAACUGUUGUCAUGUUGGGCAUGUCUGAAAUAAAAGAGCAUGUUUUAUCGUCUUGAAAAUUUACUGUUGGUUUGGUUAGCUCACAGUGUGUGUGUGUGUGUGUGUGUGUGUGUGUGUGUGUGUGUGUGUGUGUGCAGACCCUCUCACCUGUCCUGACAGGAAGCAGAGGGAGCAAAUGGCAGAGCUGCAGGAGCGGAGGCGGAGCCUGCAGGCACUGCUAAGCACACGAUUGGCUGAGCUGAGACGGAUCUGUCUGCAGGAGGCUGUGAGUGACAUCAUAACUGGGCUCCUCCCUCAAGCGAGGAUCAUCCAACCACAGACCAGCUCUGAGGAAAGUUCAUGCAGCCAUUACCUGAGGUGUGUUUUCUGUGUUGUCAUUGGUCAGGAGCUGACAGGUUCGGUGCCCAGUGACUUCCCCCUGGAGGAGGGGGAGAAACCCCCAUGUGUACGCCGGAGAGGAGGGGCAUCUCGCCAAGCAAAUAGGAAGUGCCGAGCAGAGGUGAGAUCACGUGCACAUUUUUUGUUAGUUAAGGGGGAACAGGAAGUCAAGCUCCGCCCAUCCCGCAUCAGCUGAUUCUUACCCCCAAUUUUCACCGUGUCCGGAACGGUAUCAAUUUUCGCCAUCUGCUAAUUCCUACCAGAUCCAUUGGUGAGAUUGAUUUUGUGCCGGAUGGUGGACCACGGUAAAUAACCUGAUACAGCCUAUGGGCGUUCAGGGAUUGCGUAGCUCACCCGGAGGAUGCGCUGUUUGAGCCGAGCGUCAUCACAGUGACUCUCUGCGACUGUGCGCCCGAAUGCCCGCAUCGCUACUGCGCAGCGCUGGUUUCAGGAAAUGAAGAAAAAUCCCGGAAAUACCGAGAGCUAUUUGGCUUCAAAUCCAUAUACAGGCGGUAGGCUGAACCAAGUUGUCCAUAGUAUACACAGUCUAUGCUUUCACCUGUAUCACUGUCAGCAAAGAUAGGAAGGAAACGAGAGGUCUCACUCCUCUGCAGCCUAACUCAAGAAUUUGUUCUAAACAAACGCAAACACAUUCAACUGCAAGAUAAUAAUACAUUUCUAUUAAAAAAAGGUCCUGAUUGAACCAAAGGAAAAACAUGAAACAUUCAUGAUCCCUUUCUGUGUGUGUGUGUGUGUGUGUGUGUGUGUGUGUGUGUGUGUGUGUGUGUGUGUGUGUGUGUGUGUAUGUGUGUGUGUGUGUGUAUGUGUGUAUGUGUGAUUGUGUGUUUUCGUCUGUGUUUUCCAGGAGGAAGAGUGUCAGCGCUCAAAGCCGAAGAAAACUUUGUUCAGUGGAGCUUUGAGGAAACACACUGACUCUGAACACAACACUCACACACAGACACACACACACCACGGCAAGAGGACUGUACACCGAGGCUGCCACACAGGUAACACACACACACACACACACACACACACACAAAGUUAGCAGUCGAUGUGAAGCCAUUGUUUUAGCAAGAUGAGGAAAUCUGCUCCUUCCUGCUGUUAUUCUGAAAAAGAUUGUGUGUGUGUGUGUGUGUGUGUGUGUGUGUGUGUGUGUGUGUGUGUGUGUGUGUAGAUGACACAGUGCGGUCAGAAAGCAGCUCUACGUCAGACUCUACAGGACACGACAAUGGUAAAGCCCCCCUACACACGCGCACAUGCACACACACACACACACAUCUGCUUUAAUUCACAUUUUUUAAAGUAAACUUUGUAAAACUUCGAUCAGUCGUCAGGUGACUUGGCUGUCUUUGAAAUGAACUCAUCAUUUCUCCUUUAUUUUAUUUUAUUCAAAACUUUUCCCUGAUUUUGUUUUUAUGGAUUGGAAGCUUGACCCUGCGCUUAUUUUGAGAUUACUCUACUCUUUUCUUUCUUUCUUUCUUUCUUUUUUUAUUGUAAUCUUAUUUUGAUAAACUGAUUGCCCUGCUUUUAUUUUGGUAGGAAGAGAACAUAUUUUCAUGCAUAAAUCACUUAUCCCUGCUCUUAUUUUGAUAAAUUCAAUACUGUAAUUUCUGGUAUUCUUCCUUGUUUAAUGAUUUUUUUAACCCUGCCCUUAUUAGAUAAAAAAUAUAAGAUCAUUAUGAAGAAAAUAGGAAGUAAAUCUGUUUUUUUAAUUUGUCACUUUCACAGGAUAAAAUUUUUCCUUUAAGUGAUAAAAAAUGAAAAUAAUAAAUAAAAAAAGUUUCUUUUUUCCCCCAAAUCACCUCUGACAGCUCUAAAAGCUGAUUGGCUGUCUCUGGAAUCAAUCAGCUCUAAUUAUGAUGAUGUCACUGUUCUGUAUUCAGAUGACAGCGUGUCUCAAUGUCGCCCCCUGCUGGUCACCUCUGGUUCUCCCGUGGAAGUUUUCUACCAAAACAAGACCAGGAGGAACUCAGUGCUCAACAGGUAAACACACACGCACACACACACACACACACACACACACACACACACACACACACACACACACACACACACACACACACACUGUUAAUUCAUCCUCAAACCACUGAAUUAACUACAAAACCCAGUUCCAUUGAAGUUGGGAAAUUGUGAUAAACGUAAAUAAAAACAGAAUACAAUGAUUUGCAAAUCCUUUUCAACCUAUAUUCAAUUGAAUACACUACAAAGACAACAUAUUUAAUGUUCAAACUCAUAAACUUUAUUUUUUUUUCAAAUAAUAAUUAACUCAGAAUUUCAUGGCUGCAACACGUGCCAAAGUAGGUGGGACAGGGGCAUGUUUACCACUUUUCUUUUAACAACACUCAAUAAAUGUUUGGGAACUGAGGAGACUAACUGUUGAAGCUUUGAAGGUGGAAUUCUUUCCCAUUCUUGCUUGAUGUACAGCUUCAGUUGUUCAACAGUCCAGGGUCUCUAUUGUCGUAUUUUACACUUCAGAAUGCGCCACACAUUUUCAAUGGGAGACAGGUCUGGACUGCAGGCAGGCCAGUUGAGUACCCGCACUCUUUUACUACAAAGCCACGCUGUUGUAACACGUGCAGAAUGUGGCUUGGCAUUGUCUUGCUGAAAUAAGCAGGGGCAUCCAUGAAAAAGACGUUGCUUGGAUGGCAGCAUAUGUUGCUCCAAAACCUGUAUGUACCUUUCAGCAUUAAUGUUGCCUUCACAGAUGUGUAAGUUACCCAUGCCUUGGCCACUGAUGCACCCCCAUACCAUCACAGAUGCUGGCUUUUGAACUUUGCAUCGAUAACAGUCCGGAUGGUUCUUUUCCUCUUUGGCCCGGAGGACACGACAUCCACUAUUUCCAAAAACAGUUUGAAAUGUGGACUCGUCAGACCACAGAACACUUUUCUACUUUGCAUCAGUCCAUCUUAGAUGAGCUCAGGCCCAGAGAAGCCGGCAGCGUUUCUGGAUGUUGUUGAUGAAUGACUUUCAUUUUGCAUAGUAGAGUUUUAACGUGCACUUACAGAUGUAGCGACGAACUGUAUUUACUGACAGUGGUUUUCUGAAGUGUUCCUGAGCCCAUGUGGUGAUAUUCUUUACACAUUGAUGUCGGUUUUCCACACAGUGCCGCCUGAGGGAUCGAAGGUCACAGGGAUUCAAUGUUGGUUCCGCCUACGUGCAGUGAUUUCUCCAGAUUCUCUGAACCUUUUGAUGAUAUUAUGACCAAUUGCAAUUGUACUUUGAGAAACGUUGUUCUUAAACUGUUCGACUAUUUGCUCACGCAGUUGUUCACAAAGUGAUGAACCUCGCCCCAUCCUUGGUUCUGAAUGACUGAGAAUUUUUGGGGAAGCUGCUUUUAUACCCAGUCAUGGCACCCACCUGUUCCCAAUUCGCCUGCUCACCUGUGGGAUGUUCCAAAUAGCUGUUUGAUGAGCAUUCCUCAAAUUUCUUAGUAUUUUUUGCCACCUUUCCCAACUUCUUUGUCACAUGUUGCUGCCAUCAAAUUCUAAUGGUAAUGAUUAUUUGCAAAAAAACAAUAAAGUUUAUCAGUUGAACAUUAAGUAUUUUGUCUUUGUAGUAUAUUCUAUUGAAUAUUGGUUGAAAAGGAUUUGCAAAUCAUUGUAUUCCGUUUUUAUUUACGAUUUACACAUCUUUCCAACUUCAUUGGAAUUGGGUUUUGUAGUUAACCAACCAAUUAACUAACUUAACCUAUGAAUAACAAAUCAACAAACCAUCAAAACUAUCAAAGAAAUCAGCCAACAGCCCACUUAAUUAGUCAACUAACCCACUAACUAAGUAACUAAUCAACUAACUAACUAAUUAAUCCAAAAACUAUCCAACGACGCUAAGUUCCCAACCAACCAUCAAAGAAAUUCAUCAAGCAGCCAAAAACUGGAUCAACCUAUAAACCAACAACCAAGUCAGCUAUCAAACCAACCAAUUAAACAAACACCAUGAACCAAUCAACCAAUUAGAAGUCAAACUGAUAAAUUAACCAAUAAAACCAGUCUACAAAACAUCAACACAACAACCAACAGAUAAUCUGACCAGUGUAACAAACUAACAAGCUAACUAACCAAACAACUAACCAGUUCACCAACCAAUCAAUGAACAAUCUCACUUACUAACCGACCAACAAACCCACAAAUUAACUUAUCAAUCAACUUUAUUACUAAGUAAUCAACCAACAAACCAACCAACCAAUUAAUAAACAACCUGGCAAACCAACCAAGGAGAUCACCAACUAACUUAUUAAUCAACAAACCAACAAGUUUAACCAAUCAGCAAAACAACAAAUCAUUAAACUAAUAAAUAAAACAACCAGUCUGCAAGCCAUGAAACUGUACAAACCAAAUAAUAACCAAUAAUCGAUUUACCAAUUAACGAACCAACACAACAAGCUCAGCUAACCAUCUAACAAACUAACCAAUAAAAAUAAACUAAUCAUUAAACCAAUAACCAAUCAGCUAACUAAUUCACAGACCUUCUAACCAAACCAACCAUUAACCAACAGACCAUGAACCAAUUGGUCAAACUGAUAAAUUAACCAAAAACCAGUCUAUAAAACAUCAACACAACAACCAACAGAUAACCUGACCAGUCUAACAAACUAACAAGUUACCUAACCAAACAACUAAGGAAUAUACAAAACUGUUCACCAACCACUCAAUGAACAACUUCAUUGACUAACUGACCAACAAACCAACAAAUUAACUUAUUUAUCAACUUUAUGACUAACCAAAUAACCAACCAACAAAUUAACCAAUCAAUAAACAACCUGGCAAACCAACCAAGGAGAUAACCAACUAACUUAUCAAUCAACAGACCAACAAGUUCAACCAACCAGCAAAACAACAAUCAAUAAAUUGAUCAAUAACACACAGAGUUAGCUUUCAGAACUGAUUCUCACCUGUCUCUCUGCUCACCUGUCCUCACCUGUCUCUCUGCUCACCUGUCUCUCUGCUCACCUGUCCUCACGUGUCUCUCCUCUUUAGGGUUGAACUUCCAGAGACUCUUCAGACCCACAAGCCCCUUCCCAUGCCCCCCUCCCACCCUCCCCACCCUCCCCCUCGUUCUCAAGACUCCUCCUCCUCCUCCGCCCCCUCUGAUCCAGCAGGAGAGGGCGGGGUCAGGAUGAACGCCGCUCGCCUUAGCAACAGCUCCGACGGCCUGCUGGACCACAUCGCCCCCCCUGAGGAGGAGGGGGGUUCACAGCAAGGAGGAUUUUGGGUAAAUGGUCAGCAGGGGUCCAGAGGAACAAGCACAGGUGGUGUAUUUAGGAGCUCCGAGACCCUGACCGACGGACGGAGCAGGACCAGGACUAAUAACGGCGUCACUGAGGGAGGAGGGGUGGGGCGAGGAAGAGGAGGAGUCAGAGUUGGGGGCGGGUACAGCGAGGUUUUGCUAGACUACGUUUGGGGGAAACAGCAGCAGCUGCAGAGACAGCAGUCCCAGCCCAACAGCCGAAAACCAAUCACAUCGCACCAGCAGCUGCUCUUCAAUGGUUACUCCUCCCAGCAGCCCUCUGGAGCCCCGCCCACCUACCGUGGUCACCAGGGCGAUCAGCGGCGAGUCAAAGUGACCCGCACCAAGUCCUGCGGACCCUUCCUCCCGGUGCAGCAGGACCAGACUGAUGCCAAACCCCCCCCCCUGUCCACCAUCCAGCCAGACCCCCACCCCCACCUGCUGCCCCCCCGCCCCCCACACCUACCCCCGAGUCAGGACGCCCAGCUAGAGGACGCCACCAGGAGCCUCCACAAGGCCCUCGCCCUGGAGGGUAAAAGUCACCGGCUUCCUAUUACAUCACAAGACCAAAAGUCAUCUAAUCUGGUCCAUCGUGGAUCUGUAGUCCACUUUGGGUUUGCUCUGUGGUCAAACGCCCAGUCACUCCUCCCUCUCUCUCUGGACCUUAUGGUGCGUUUGAUUUUCCUCAGAAGUCAGAAGUCCGAGCUGAAAAUGACGUCACACCCAAGUUCUCAGUUUUUAGUUACCAAGUCAGAAAAAAGAAAAAUUUAAGGACUUAAACUACGACAGGGUAUUAGCGCCACAUUAAGAAAGAAACAAAUUAAGACUUUGGGAUUAAAGUCGUUACUUGCAAGAAUAAAGUUGUAUUAAAAUCAUUACUUAAGUCAAAGCUAAUAGCUUUUCUAACCUGUUGUUAGUUGUUUAAAUGAGUGCUGUGGAGCAUUUCGAUGAGUUGAACUUCAGUAGCUAGGUUUCACAAACAAGGAGAUACUAAUUCCUUUGGCGUUUCAGCAUCACAUCGUCUUAAGUAUCAGGACAUAUGUAAGAAAUGCAGAAUGAACCAGGGGGACUUGUAGGGAAUCGCUGUUUUUGAGGAGGGGGAAAUGUCUGGAAAUGGCUGUGCAGAGGCUAAAUCCCUCAAUGCAGCCGUUUAUAAUGAUAGUUUCAUAUGACUUUAGUUGAUUGUAUGAUUCUAUAUGCCAUAAGGUGGUGGUGCCUCUGCAGGUGGAGGUUGUUGUUGCCAGCAUCAGAGACAGACGAGGUGCUCAUCAGAGCUCGACUCCCUCUGAAUCUCAAAUGUCGAUCAUCAGUUGGAUUAUUUCUUGAGAAACCAGAAAAGCUCUCUGAAUAACCCACUGAUGAAUCCUCGGAUAACUCUGCAGUUGACCAGUUCUGACAUUUCCUCCUCCACAAAAGCAGCUUUAAGACGAAAUUUACUUUUACGACUUUAUUCUCGAAAGUAAUGAUCUUAUUACGACUUUAUUCUUGUAAGUAAUGAUUUAAUAACAACUUUAGUCUUGUAAUUAUUUUAUGAAGACUUUAUUCUUGUAAGUAAUUAUCUUAUUAGGACUUUCAUCUUAAAAGAAAUGAUUUUAUUACAACUUUAUUCUCGUAAGUAUUGAAUUUAUACCGACAUUAUUUUCAUCAGUAAAGAUUUUAUUUUGACUAAAUUCUCGUAAGAAAUGAUUUUAUUACGACUUUAUUCUCAUAAGAAAUUAUUUUAUUACGACUUUAUUUUUGCAAGUAAUUACGAAGUCUUAAUUAUUUUCCUUAAUGUGGCCCUAAUACUCUUUCAUAUAAAACAAGAUGGCUACAUCUACGAAAUUUAUUUUAGCGCUUGCAUUAUAUUCGGACAAGGCAAGUGCUAAAAUAACUUUCGUAGAUGUAGCCUUCUUGUUUGAGGCCUCCGAAUUUGCUUUUCCCUGACUCAGUAACUGAAACGCUGGGAACUCGGGCAUGACGUUAUUUUCAGCUUGGACUUCUGACUUCCUAGGAAACUCGAACGCACCAUUAGUCCACCUUAAAACCGUAAUGAUUGGAAACUUUGUUCCACCUUAUAGACUAUGGCGCUCCGUAUUACCUCUACAGUCCAUCUUAAAACCUUCAUCCACCGUCAUAAAAACUACGACCAAAUUUUAAACUACGCUCCACCUGAGUUCAGGUUCACCACUAAACUACAGUCCACCUUUUGACCAUGGUCCACCAUAAAAACAAAGUGCAGUUUUCUGGAAUAAACUACAGUCUACCUUUAAGAAACUACAGCUCACUAUAGAACUACAGGAUGUGUUCGAUUUGCAUCUCCCUGCAUGCCUGCGGGUUGGAGCUUUGGCCCUGUUGCCAUGGUAUCACUUUAAUUAACACUAAUUGAAAUCUGUGAUGUGGCACUGGUUGGUCUCUGAGCCUGAGCUGAAGCUGAGCAGGUUUUAAAUCUUAAGAAAGAGCAGAUGAUGAAUGUUUAAUGAUGAGGAGAUGAAUCUGGGUCACUGCAGCAGAAACACUCCCUCUGCCUGCAGCUGGUUUAACACAGACAGAGAGGAGGGGGCGCCACCUGCUGGGCACACUGCAGGACUCCACUCUGAGGAAUCUUAAAGAUAGGGAGUGUGGAGAACUUUCAUUUUCUGCGCUCUGAGUAACAUCUUUUUUAUGAUACGAUCAGCAGGAGAAAGGACCCAAGCACAGACACCCAGAGCGAUACGAAGCACAGCGAAGAGGUUCCGAUUAACUAUCUGUAUCCUAAUCUGAGUUAAUCUGUAAUUAAAUCUAGAGCUCAAACAUGAUUUAAAAUGUAUUUUUGUCUAAAGUUUAACAGUCUCUAUCACUCCUCACUCUAACCCAUGGUUUAAUCUGAACCAUAAUCUUCCAUCUUAAUCUGAAGUUCUGUAUGUUUAAAGUUUAAACUCUUACAUGUUAUUGACACUAAAAAUAACUGUAGUUUUAUCUGUUAUUAAGUGUGCUGUUAAUCUGUAAUUUAAUCUGUAGUUUUAUCUGUAGUUUGAUAUUCUUGAGAUCUGUUAAUUUGUACAUUUUAUUGUUUUUUUUUGUUUAAUUGAUAAUACCCUCCAUAGUUUAAUCAAGAGUUUAAUCAGUCAUUAAGUAGUAGUUUAAUUAGUAGUUUAAUCAGUCAUGUAGUUGUAGUAUUAUCAAUCAUUAAGUCUGAGUUUAAUCAGUCAUUAAAUCGUCAUUUAAUCCGUAGUUUCAUCAGUCAUUAAAUCGUAGUUUAAUUUGUUGUUCAAUCAGUCAUUAAGUCAUAGUUAAGUCAGUUAUGAAGUCGUUUUUUAAUCAGUCAUUAAGUCCGUGUUUAAUCAGUAGUUUAGUCAGUCAUAAAGUCGUAGUUUGAUCAGUUAUUAAGUCAUAGUUUAAUCAGUCAUUAAGCCAUAGUUUUAUUAUUUAUUAGGUUGAAGUCUAAUACGUAGUUUAUCAGUCAUUUCAUUGUUGUUUAAGUAGUCAUUAAUUGGUAGUUUAAUCAGUCAUUAAGUUGUAGUUUUAUCAGUCAUUUAGUCUUAGUUUUAACAGUAAUUAAUUGGUAGUUUAAUCAGUAGUUCAAUCAUUCAUUUAGUUGUAGUUUUAUCAGUCAUUUAGUUCUAGUUUAAUCAGUCACUAAGUAUUAGUUUGAUCAGUAGUUUAAUUAGUCAUUUAGUUGUAGGUUAAUUUGUUAUUAAGAAGACGUUUUAAUCAGUCAUUAAGUCGUAGUUUAAUCAGUCAUUAAGUUGUAGUUUAAUACAUGGUUUAAUCAGUCAUUAAGUCUUUGUUUAAUCAUACAUUUAGCGUAGUUUAAUCAUUCAUUAAGUUGUAGUUUAAAACAUAGUUUAAUCAGUCAUUAAGUUGUGGUGUUAUCAGUAAGUUAGUGGUAGUUUAAUCAGUCAUUCAGACGUAGUUUUAUCAGUCGUUUAGUGGUAGUUUAAUUAGUCAUUUACUUUUAGUUUUAUCGUUUAUUUAGCCGUGCUUAAAUAAGUCAUUUGGUCAUAGUUAAAUUAGUAAUUAAGUUGUAGUUUAAUCAGUCAUUAAGUUGUAGUUUAAUACGUAGUUUAAUCAGUGAUCAAGUUGUAGUUCUGAUAGGUCAUUUAAUCAGUCAUUAAGUCUUUGUUUAAUCAGUCAUCAAAUUGUAGUUUAAUCAUUCAUUAAGUUUUAGUUUAAUACGUUGUUUAAUCAGUCAUGAAGUUGUAGUUUUAUUCGUCAAUUAGUGAUAGUUUAAUUAGUCAUUAAGUUGUUGUUUUAUCGGUUAUGUAGUCGUAGUUUUAUCAAUCACUAAGUCCUAGUUUAAUACUUCGUUUUAUCAGUCAUUAAGUUGUACUUUUAUUUGUCAGUCAGCGGUAAUUUAAUCAGUCAUUAAGUUGUUGUUAUAUUGGUUAUGUAGUCGUAGUUUUAUCAAUCACUAAGUCAUAGUUUAAUAUGUAGUUUAAUCUGUCAUUAAGUUGUUGUUUUAUCAGUCACUUAGUGGUAGUUUAAUCAGUCAUUAAGUCAUAAUUUUAAUCAUUUAUUUAGCCGUGGUUUUAGUCAUUUAUUUGUAGUUUAAUCAAUUAUUAAGUUGUAGUUUAAUAAUUAAGUUGUAGUUUAAAACAUAGUUGAAUCAGUCAUUAAGUAGUUUUUCAUUCAGUCAUUAAGUCGAAGUUUGAGUCGUAGUUUAAUCAUUCAUUAAGUUAUUUUAUCAGUCAUCAAGUCUGAGUUUAGACAGUUAUUAAGUUGUAGUUUAAUCAGUCACUAAGUCAUAGUUUAGUCAGUCAUUUAGUCAUAGUUUAAUUGUAGUUUUAUGUGUUUGAUUGGCAGGUCUCAGGGAAUGGUACCUGAGGAACACGAUUGGCUCAUCAAAUCAAAACCAAGUGAACGGAAAUGUCAACACAGGGGUCAACGCCAAAGUGAACGGUGGGGUCAAAGGUCAGUUAGGAGGAGUGGGCGGGGCUAUGCCAGGCAGACGCAGAACUCAUGGUUCCAUCCAGCAGUCGACCUAUCAGACGGAGACAAGUCACCACAAGAAGACACUGCCACACUCGGCCACCUUCCACGGACACCCGUUACAUGGCAGGUAGGAUUCGCUCACCUGCACAGGUACACGCCCACUGCUGCUACACCUCACCCUCGCCCUCACCCUCUCUCUCUCUCUCUCUCUCUCUCAGGUCUGUGGACGGCUCGAUUUACCAAGACUCCUUCCCGACCCAGAAACAGGGGGUUCCACUCAGAGACCUGACCCUGGACCAGCCAUCUCCAGGAACUCUGGUCUGACUCAUGGACCAAUCAGGACACUGACAGACAGACAUGCUGACCAGUCCCAGGCCGGCUCCUGGGAUGGACUCCUGAGUGGACUGUGUGCUGGUUCUUCGGUAAAGCCGAGCUCAGCGUCAGCAGCUGCUCCUGAAACUUCACCUAAAGCUCCGCCCACUGUGAUGUCACUCUGUCGUACCCCUAACCUUGACGGACAGGAUGACGGGUAGUCAGUUUAACGGUCUCCUCCGGGUCUCAAACUGUUCCUUUAAAGAACGAUUUUUUAACUGUUGUCUGUUUUUAUGGUUUCCAUGACGACGCGUGCGUCUCUAAUCUGACUGUUGCUCGGACAAUCAGGCCAAAACCAGCUUUUAUAUGAAUGUUUCAUACAGUAACGAUGACGACGAUGAAGCUGUUGCACUCGGAGGUCACAUGAUCACCAGCUUACAUCACCAGCUCAUUCUCAGACCAGCAGAUCGGACAGAGUGGAAACUGAUCGGGUGAGCUGACUGAUCCUCAGGUGAGACUCUACAGGUAACCUCUGCACUAACAGUCAGCACCUUCACUUUAUGGAGAUAUUAACCGACAACAGCAGACGGACAGUUCUUCUUUAGAGAACCGUGAGCUUAAUCGUGCCCUGCAGAGAGACACCUGGGACACCUGGAGACACCUGGGACACCACAGACACCUGGGACACAGGGCAUGUCUGUCUCAGCAUCAGGAGGUCUCAGAGAGAAAACUGUCAGAGGGAUAAAAACUUAGUCAAAGGAACCAAAAUCUGAUGAGAGAGAACGUCAAAGUUCGACUUUUUCCCUCUGUCAAAGACAUGUCAGACCAGCAGGUGGCGAUACUUUCUAAUCACUCUGUGUUGUCAUUGGGUUUCAGUCAUGUGACUUGUUUGUUGUGGCUGCCAUCUUUAGGACGGAGGCGCUAUCAUUUGGCUCAGAGUGAGGUUCAUCCUAACGUCCAAUCAAGGUCCCGCCCUCCUUCGCCUCUGAUUGGCUAGAAGUGCUGGGCUCCGAAUAAGCUGUGAAACGUCAUCGUCCGUCAGGUUAGGAGAUUCAGAAGUGCGAUAAUGUUCUGUAAUGUUCUGUUUGAUAUACAGAGCUGACAGUCCGUGUUUGGCUUGAGCAUGUGACGACGUUUCACAGCCAAUCAGAGGCGAAGGAGGCGGGACUUUCCCCUACCAUCCUUCAAAAAAAAUAAUGCGUCCCAGAUCUGAUGUUUACCCUCCAAAUAGCCAAUCACAGAAAAGCUCUUAUUCUUCGUCCCCUUCAUCCACUAAGGCGGUUAGUAUUUUAGGAGGAUUUUACAGAGAUGUAUGCUAACCUUGAAACUAUCAGUGCCGGUCAAACUCAGCGCAGGAGUCUCGAUCAGAGGGACGUUAACGGGCCAGAACACAUUUACAGUUGGCUAGGAGGUUCAACUCGGAGCUAUAAUUUUGACACUCGCUGGAUCAUCGUUUAAAUUUAACGUUAGGGGAACCAACAUAACCACAAAUUCAAGGUCGUCUUUACAAAGUGCCACUCGUGCCCCCACAGCAGAGUACUGGUUGAGCUCUGGUUCCAGGUCGGUCCCAAAGAUGGUGCCAUAAAUGCCGCAUGUAGCCACAUGAAACGUGAGCUGUUACUAAUGCUGAAUACAAAUUGGCAAAUUAGAAACCAUUGAGUGGUGUUUGUUAACAGCCAGGUGUCCCUGUAAAGACGAGUUUAAACCGAACGGUACUGAGCCGACACCAACAAACGGAUUUCAGGGCUGCCAAGUUUACAACAAUGACAAGAGUGAGACUUUAGCUUUACGAUGUGUUCAGCCGCGCAGCGAAAACUUUUUUUGCCUUUUUUAAUGCCGAUUUAUACCUUAGAACUAAUGUCCUCACUGCCAUGCUACUCUCCCUAAUGCUAAGCUUAAUUAACCAGAAAUUAGAGCUAAAAAUUGUAACAAGAAUUUUGACAAAUUACAUUAAUUUGUCGAUAUUCCAUUACUUUGAGUGGGUUUUAAAUGUCAGUGCUGUUGUGUGUGAAAGAUAGUUAGAGACGCCAAGACCCAAAAAAGUUCAGCGUUUCCGAUACCAAGUCAGAAAAAAAAACAAAAUCUGAGAUGAAAUCAAGAUGGCUACGUCUAUGAGAGUUAUUUUAGCCCUUGUCUGAAUAUAAGGCAAGCGCUAAAGUAUCCUUCGUAGAUGUAACCGUCUUGUUUAAGGCCUCCGUUUUCACUUUUUUCUGACUUGGUAACUAAAACGCUUGUAACUCGGGUGUGACGUCAUUUUCAGGUCCAACAUCUGACUUCUGAAGUAACUCGUAGGCAAAAAUUUUAGCGCUGUUGUGUGUGAAAGAAAGUUAGAGACGGCAAGACCCAAAAAAACCCUCUGCAUUUCAGUUACAGAGUCGGAAAAAGGCAAAAUCAGAGACAGAAACAAGAUGACUACGUCUACGAAAGCUAUUUUAAUGCUUGUCUGAAUAUAAGGCAAACGCUAAAGUAACCUUUGUAGAUGUAGCCAUCUUGUUUCAGGCCUCAGAUUUAGCUUUUUUCCAAAUUGGUAACUAAAACACCGGGAACCUCAAAUGUGAUGUUAUGUUCAGCUCUGACAUUUGACUUCCGAGGUAACUCAAACACAGCUAAAAUGUCAGCGCUGUUGUGUGUAAAAGAAAGUUAGAGACGCCAAGACCCCAAAAAAACUCAGUGUUUAAGUUAUCAAGUCGGAAAAAAGCAAAAUGGAGAUGGAAACAAGAUGGCUAUAUCUAAGAAAGUUAUUUUAGCGCUAGUCUUGUCGGAAUAUAAGGCAAGCACUUAAAUAACUUUCAUAGACGAAACCAUCUUGUUUCAGGCCUCUGAUUUUGCUUUUUUCCGACUUGGUAGCUGAAAUGCUGGGAACUCAGGUGUGACGUCAUUUUCAGCUCCGACAUCUGACUUCCGAGGUAACUGUGUCGAACGCAGCAUUAGACACAAAGGACUGAUGGAUUGGUCUGGGAUUGAUUACCUCGGUCAGUCAAUCAAAGUUACUCGAACUACGGCAAGCCAAGUUUAUUAUCAUGAAAAAAAAUAAAUACAGAGUGUUGAAUGGGGGGAAAAAAGCAUGAGAAAUGUCAAGUGUGGCGUGUGGCAAAUGGGUCAAAUUGCGUGACUGUCACACUCAAAGCGUGACGCUUGGUAGCUCUGUGAUUUUAACGAACAGCUUCAGCACGACUGAAAUAUUCGAAUACUCCAGCUGUGAAAAUGAUCAACUGACUCUUCUGUGUGUCCUCAUCCUGAAGGAGUCUAUUAAAGCCGGUGUAGUCGCCCCCUGCUGGACAUUUGACAGAAUGCAUUGACCUGGAGACUCUUCUUAUAUAUGGUCUGUGGUCUCUGCAGGACCAGGUCAGAUCCAGAGCCAGAGUGAGAGCAAUAAGAGGAUAAGGGAGUCUGUGAAGCUUUUAGAGUGACGACAAUCAGAUGAUGAUGUCACCGUGUUUAUUGACGAAUUAUUGAUGAUUGACUUUUGUUCAGUGAAAUUUUGUCAACACUUUUUAUAAACAUGUAAAGAUGAAUGAAAUGUAACUUUUUAAAGUAAUGUGAUCACUUCUGGAUGGACUCAUGAUUAUUUAUUAAUGUGAUUGAUCAUUAUAACGAUCAGUAAAAGUGAUCCGUCCAUCCUCUGAACCAAAACCUGUCAGCCUGACCUCCAGGCUCUGCCUACAGGGUGCCACGGUCACAUGACUCAGAGAUGACUCUCAGAAAUCUGGAACCAAGCCCCGUCCAUCUCCCUCACUGAAUGACAGAUUAUUGAUGAUAAGAUCCAAGUACAACCACCAAUCCCACCAGAGAUGCUGUGAGAAAUGUCUGCACAUCAUUAAAGGUGGAGGAGGCAGGAUCUGACCUGCUGAUGGUUGUAUGGGGUCGGAAACAGAGCUGCUGAAAAGACCUAGUUUUGGGAGGACACGUUCACAUCAAUGAUAACAUUUUCUCGGCGAAAAAAACUAAUUAUGAGCUUAGUCUGAAUAAUGGUGUGUUAGUCAGGAUCUGAGGAAGUUCCAGUUUUUAGGGAGAAAUCUUGAAUGUAAACUCUACCCCCCCUCCCAACCAGUUUUCCCCUCAGCUCCUCCUCUCCCCUCCCUCUCUGCUCCAGCAAGCCCCGCCCACAAACAGACGCUCCUGCUCGCUCGUAUCGUUCCAAUUAAAUUCAGAUAUAAUGCAGAUAAAUACUUCAGAUCAUUACAAAUGGGGCCCAGUCAAGGUGAAAGUCAAAAGCAUUGGUGCUACUGUAGAUGCCAACAGACUACCAGCAAACACAAUGUUUGCAGGACUUCUACAACUAGGAUAAAGUGACAUAGUUCAGGACCCGAGGGAGGACAGUUUAGCGAUGGCGCUACAACACGCUACAGCAGGUCCGUUUGACAAGAAACACUUCUGUUACAGACACUUGUCUUACUUUGUUAAAGCGGUUUACCUGUCCAGCAGAAAGGUUACAGGGUCACCAAGAUCUGAAGGCGUCUAUUGUGGCUUUCCUAGUACCUUUAAAAAAACUCGCUUGAGGCAGAGACUCGGUCCUGUAUAUUCGUGCGACACGCUGCUGCUGUUCCAAAGAAGCACACACUUCAUCAAAGUUUUUCAGAGCUUUAAUAACAGAAAAACGCUUCUACAAUCACCAUUGAUUACAUGCGCACAUCCAAUGUCGUAUGUGUACAUUUACUGACGUGCGUCAUUGCAAACAAAAGAACAUGAAGCGCAGUCAACAAAAAUUACGGCUACCUAGGCUCACCUCUCCACCCCAGUGUAGGUGAGACCGCCCCCUAUAUAACUUGACAACUUUCAAACACACUGCCCACGUGACCCAAACCCAGCGAAACCAGUGGCAACCAGACAGAAGUAACUGAACCCAGGAUUAUGGCCCCUACAGCGUCCCCCAUCGUUUUUUGUUGACCCGGCUUUUUAGCUCUUGUCCGGUCUACCUCCGUUUUAAGCGCCUGUUAUUCCUCCAGAGUCUCCGGUAUUUACUUUGUUUUCUUGCGUGUGUCGUGACCAAAGGAGGAUUCAGACGAUUUUCCGAACUUUCUGGUUGGUUCCUACUGUCCGAUAUUGUAGCACGCUAACUUUGUUUGGGCCCUCGAAUGACACAGGGGUGCAGCCUCUGCCUCACAACCAAUCAGGUCGGGGAGGUGGAGAACAGCUUUGUUUACAGUCAGAAAGAGCGGACCGCUCAAAAAUGUUAAAAUGUUGACGACACAGGCAUAAGAGAACACAGAGAUAUCAUUAUAUUCCCAAAUAUCAUCAAUAACUAGUAACUAUUGACUGGUAUUAAAAGCUUUUUGUAAAUACACAACAAAAAAGAUGCUUCUUUAAUGGAAUCCUGCCUAACCCACCUUUAACACACCUAAAAAGACAAAUAAUCAAAUGUUUAAAAAAGUUUAAAUAUCUGCUCAUUUUCGAAUUGAUUUCAGCAACAUUUUUCUUCAAAGUUCUUUCAGAGGAACAACAAAACAGGCAUAGACUUUCUUAAACAUGUUGCUGGCCUCAAAUUUCAACUGAGCAGACAUUUUUUAUAAAACAACACAACUUUUUUAAUUCCUAACAUCUUGUCUUUACACUAAUUAGAUUGAUUUCAAAACCCCCAAAUUAUCAAUUUAUCAUCCUUUCAGACUUCAUUUAAGCUCUAAUGAAAGCGGGCUUGUAUGGUGUAAGAUAACCUCUUGUUGUUUCUGAUUGGCUGCUACAUGCAGUCAUGUGACCGCAGCUCCAGGGAAGCAGAAGGAGUCCCAGCAUGCACCUCCUCUCCACCAUCCGACUGCAAACAUGACUGAACUGACUCACACCAAAGCAGAAUACCCUCACACACACACACACACACACACACACACACACACACACACACACACACACACACACACACACACACACACACACACACACACACACACACACACACACAGUGUAAAUACAGCCUGGAUACUGCAGUAUCAGGAUACUCUGCAGUGAUUCAGUGUUAGUACUCAGCGCAGUAAAAUAUUCAGGGACGGGGACACACACAGAAACCACACCAGCCAACCAAACCCUGUACAAAGUUUUCAGUGUUUAACGGAGUGUUUUGUUGAUGUUUGAUUGAGUUUAAUUUAUGUCCGUUUGUCUCACUGCAUCACAGUUUGAUGGAGUACUUCACCCUGAUGAGGAGUACUUUGAUUUUUACUUUGAUCAAGUCUGAAACCUGCUGAGUCCUCACUGCUGCACUCAGAGUACCAGUACUCUGAUGGACCAGCGUUUGGUCUGCGUCCCUCUUCAGGUCCAGGACCAGCUGUUGUCCAGCUGUGUCUGUCAGUGACACCACAGGUAUUCCCGCGGUGAUGCGUUCAGGUGCACUUUGUACGACUGUGUUUCUGUAUAUUUUGAAAUUUGAAGCUGUAUACAUCAUUUUCUAUCUUUUUGGACUCUUUGCUCAUUUGUACUUUUUUCACUCUGAAGUUUCUGCUGUUUGAUGAGCUGAGAACGCUUCGUAUAAAUAAACAGACUGUAAAGAAUCUGUUUUUAAAUAAAAGUUUCUCCUCACUGG
Molecule: messenger RNA, 42482 nt
Organism: Xyrichtys novacula (pearly razorfish)
Lineage: Eukaryota; Metazoa; Chordata; Actinopteri; Labriformes; Labridae
Source: the annotation of a GenBank genome assembly